This is a messenger RNA of Triticum turgidum subsp. durum (durum wheat), 2046 nucleotides long. NCBI's taxonomy places the organism in Eukaryota, Viridiplantae, Streptophyta, Magnoliopsida, Poales, Poaceae. The record is from the annotation of a GenBank genome assembly.
AUGGCGCCUAGAUUGGAGCCGCUAGUGGUCUUUUGGAGUGGACGCGGGAUCCACUUCAUGGUGGUGCUGAGCUUCGCAGUGCAGAUCACGCUUAUGCUCUUGGCAGAUCUUCGUCGACGUGCAGACUGGCCCGUGCUAAAGGUCAUCAUUUGGUCAGCAUACAUGUUAGCCGACACAGUGGCCAUAUAUGCCCUGGGUCACCUGUCGGUGGUCGUCAGGUUGCCCGAGCACCACCUUAUGGCGCUGUGGGCGCCAGUGCUGCUGGUGCACCUUGGCGGGCAAGACAACAUCACCGCCUAUGCCAUCGAGGACAACCGGCUGUGGCUACGCCACCUGCAGACUUUUGGACUGCAGCUCGUAGCAGCUGGCUACGUGUUGUAUGCGUCUUCCAUUCUCUCCCACCCGUCCUUGCUCCGUUCGGCCGCCAUCCUCAUGUUUGUCGUCGGGGUUGUCAAGUACGGCGAAAGAGUGUUGGCGCUCAUGGGUGCCGACAGAUUUACCAGUAGCAACCUAUUUACGGCAGGUGAGGAAGCUUUGCGUGAAGAACCCGCAAGGCGGAGUGAUGUAGUGGGCCAGAGAGUUAUGUCCAAAAAACCUCUAGGCCAGGGGGAUAUAUACGAGGGGCUAUUCAGAGCUUACUCACUGUUGGACGUCCCCAAGGAAAUGUUCGAGGGACCAACACGUUUUGUGAAAAUUAAAAAUGGGAGGCGUUAUGAAGGAGAAUUCAUGUUGAAGGUGGUGGCGAUGCAGCUCACGAUGAUGUACGUACGACCUCUUGUACACAAAGGCCACGGUGUGCACACCUGGUACGGCUUCUUGGCCCGUUCCAUAUCGCUGCUUUUCACCGUUGUCGCACUCCUGUUGUUCCAUGCACUGGGUGACAAAGAUGGUUACACAAGAUUAGAUGUCCUUGUCACCAAGGUUUUGCUCACUGGUGCAGUCGUCCUGGAGGCCGUAUCAGUGUUGAGGGCCGUGUUCUCCAUGUGGACAGCCGCGCUGCUAUAUGAACGUAAAUGGUAUAAGCUUGGCCGUGUAGUUCAACUCGUUGAGCUGGUGUUCGUCAUUUGGCCAAUGAAGCUACUUGUACUAGGGAAAUCCUACUGGUCGGGCCACAUGCGCCAACAUGACUUGUUUAAGGUGCCAUCUCAGAUUGGCAGUACAGGCAGCAGAAUGGCAGAAAUUAUUGGCAUGGAGAGCCUGUGGGACUCCUGGUUCUCCUCCUGGUCCACCCGUGUCCCAAAAGAUAUCAUCAACAUGGUGUUGGAACUAGUGUCGACAACAACUAAAGUUGGUCAGAUUGACAUCAGGAAAUCACGUGGCCAGAAUGCCCUAAACAAAGGCAACCUCUUAUUUGGGGAGGAACUAGCAUGGAGCGUGGGAUUGGAUCUGGAGGAGAGCAUCCUCGUGUGGCACAUCGCCACUCAUGUCUACCUCGAGUGGUUCCGCACGAAGGUCCAUCAGACAACAACAAAGCAGCCAAAAAGAAUAGCAGAUCUUUGCAAGGCAACAAAGGCUCUCUGCAAUUACAUGUUUUUUCUGCUGGCCUCCCGUCCCUACAUGUUGCCUUACCCUGUUAACCGCCAGAGGUAUGUCCAGCUGUGCCAUGAUUCAAUCACUCUUCUGGGCAGAUGCCACGUCCGCGACCUGCUCAGGGCCAUAUCUUACCAGACGGAGCGCUUGAUGGAAGGACAAACACUUAAAACCACAAGAAAUACCUGCUCUUUGUAUCGCACAGUAAGUCAACUUGACAAAGGAUGUAAGCUUGCCGCAAAGCUGAUCCACACAAUAGAGGGAGCAGGAAGAGGUACGAAUGCUGAUGGCACCCUCGAGAUGAUCUUCGAGGUUUGGGUGGAGAUGUUAUGCUACACGGCCUACUCGUGUAACGAGAAAUCUCAUGCCAAAAACCUGACAAGCGGUGGUGACCUCAUGACAAUCGUUGCACUUAUGAUGGUAUACAUGUCAAAUGGCUUUAUUAUUCAGAAAUCAAAGGAGGAGGAGGAGAAGAAGAAGACGAGCGAUGAGGAGGCUGGCACUUCGUCGACUUAG